AGCUGUCUCAGUUUGUGGACUUUCAUAUCUUUUGUGAUGAUCCUCCAAUCGAGCAGCUGGUCCCCUGCGUCGGUAGUCGAAGUCCUAGUUGGAGCAGCCCGGUUCUGACAUGAGGAAGCAGUGAGUGGGCGGGGCUUAGACAAGCUCCACGUGAUUGGCCGGGAACAGUCCAUAGCACCCGUCUGAGCUGUAGCCCCGCCACCAGCCCUCGUCAAUCAUCGAAAUGCCCGUGAUGAUGUCACCGGUAUCAAAGGAGAGCUCUGUAUCAUCCGCUGCGGGGGGGGACAGGAAAACGUGUUAAGGCUGAAGAUGAACAUUACACGUGCGAGCAAAGGCUUAGCAUCAGCGUAAGGAUGCAAGCGUGUAACGACUCAGUGACCUCAGGGUAAUGAUGGCUCAACACGAGCAUAAUGAUCCACACAUAUAAACACAAUGCAGAAAAUGAUCAGAACUGGUUAAGCUCAUUUAGUGUGUUUGCAAGGAAGCCCUCCUGGAACAAUAUUCUGGAAGUGGCAUUGUUGGACCAGAAGGGGGCAGUCUUCCCCACAAAUUUAUACGGCAUAAUAAACACUGAGUAAAAACUCAGGGCUGAGUAAAUGGAUAAAUGUAAUGCAUGAGAAAAGUGUAUUGUGUAAAGAUAUUUCUCUGGAUGUCCCAGGAUCCCAGUUCAUGGCCUUGAACCCAAAAACAUACUUCUGUGCCCUCAGUUUAGAUUGAAGCUGUCCGCUAUCAAGUGCACUUUGAUGAACUCAGCUUCUCGGUCACUCUUCUGUGUCUCUUUAGGAAAGGCCUGCAGUUUCAAACAUUACCGAUCAUGUUUAUUGAUUGCUUUAACAUGCUUGUUGAUUAUUUAUUUUGAUAGUUUCUCUUAUUUCUUCUGUUAAUCUAUUUUUACAUAAAAAAGAUGGGCAAUGUAGGGCUGAAUGGGCUGUUCUCAUCAUCAAUUUUUCUAAUAUUCUUAUGUGUGUGUGUGUGUAAGUGUGUAUGGGUGUGAGUGUGUGUGUGUCUGUGUCUGUGUGUGUGUGUGUAUGAGUGUGUGUGUGUGUGUGUGUGUGUAUGAGUGUGUGUGAGAGAGAGAGAGGGAGUGCGAGAGGUAGAGAGAAGAAUGGAGGAAGAAGGGGAAGAGAGAGAGCUAGAGAGAGGGAGAGAGGGGGAAAAGAGAAAGGGAGAGAGAUGGGGAAUGAGAGAGAGUGAGAGAGAGAUAGAGAGUGUGUGAGAGAGCUAGAGAGAGGGGAAAAGAGAGAGAGCUAGAGAGAGGGAGGGAGAGAGAGAGAGGGAGAGAGAGAGAGAGAGAUUAGUAGCUGUCCAGUCACAGUUGGAGUUGUUCAGGCCAGGAUGGGAGCUGCUUCUUUUGCUGUGGCUCUGGUGAUUACAGCAUCACUCCAUCCUGGGAUGUCUCAAGACCCCCGGGUCACCCUCACCGUGGAGCCCCCCGGACCGAGCGUCUACGUUGGGGAGACGGUCUCCCUGAGGUGUGGGGUGAGCGGGGACCCCCCCGGGAACUGGACGUACCGCUGGCUCAGAGGCGACCCCCACGCCCCCUGCCCCCAGACCCGACUGCGCGGGGCGGCGGGCGGCCGCUACACCAUUACCGCGGCCGAAACGUCCGACCGGGGGCCGUACUGCUGCUGCGCGGAGAGGGGGGCCCCGCCCACUCUGUCGCUGCCUAGCAACACCGUCCACCUGAACGUCUCAGAACACCCCCCAGCCCUGCUCAUCCUGCACCCCAACAGCAGGCAGCAUUUCCAGGGGGAAAAGAUGACUCUGUGGUGCCCCAACCGAGAGGACAAUUCCACAGGCAAGACGCAGCACUCUCAUAAAAAUAUAUUUGAAAAAUGCUGUGCCUUUUCUGUAGGUUGGACACUGAAGCACAUCUCGGGCUCAGGGGUGCAGUCUGGCUGCAUUCCUGCAGGGGGCACUGUGAGUACGGAGAGGCCUGGGGCCUGCCAAAUCUCCGGCCUGCACUCUGGCAACAGCGGCCUCUACUGGUGCGAGUCUGACGUGGGAGAGAGACGCACCAGCACUGUCAACAUUACUGUGGUCUACGGGCCAAUCAUCAUUCAGAGCCCUGCCCAGCCGGUGGCCGCGGGAGACUCCGUGACUCUACGCUGCCUCCUCUGGCGGCAGGGAGCCAACGCGACGGCUUUCUACCGGGACGGAGUCGAGGUGCGCCCCCCGAACAGCACACAGGUGACCCUCCGAAACGUGACCGGGGCGGACCAGGGUCUCUACGCCUGCGCGGGCCCCAACGGCACGGAGAGCGCCGGGAGCUGGCUGUCCGUGCGAGGUGUUCUCAAAACACAGCGGAUCUCUCCCACAGACCUGCAAGUGCCCUCGACCUCGCCCACAGAAGCUCCUUCUCCCACAGGCUCUUGGUUGAUGGCGGUGGUGCCCUGCUGCAUUCUGGGAGCCCUCCUCGUUCUGGCAUUCACUCUGCUGGCUUGUCACCGCAGGUCCCUGUUGAAGUGUUCCUGCUGCAGCGGCUGUCCCAUGGGCAGCUCCCAUAGAGAGGGCCCCAAAGGGGAGGGGCCCCAGACCAAGCCGGACGCCACAGAGAUCCAGUGGGACGUCCCGUGGACGGAGAUGGAGGCCACCCUGCUGGGCGGAGCCCGGGACGAGGAACAAGGCGUCUGGCCCCCCCAGCCAGGAGCACAUAUCUGGGGCCUGAAUCCCCCCUAGCCCUGUUCAGCAGGAGUCCUCAGUCUUACCCAGAAAGGGCCGGAGGGGGUGCAGGCUUCUGUUCCAAUUGAACAGCAACAUGCCUGAUUCUACUAAUCAACCAUUAGAGUCUCUGCUCAGGACCUAUUUUAGUCGAGUCACGUGUGUUACUGCUCAGCAGUAGGGAACAGGGCAUUGCUGUAAAAGAGCAUGUCUUGCUCAGUCAAUUUACCCUCUAUACAUAAAGGUCAGUAAAUAAAUAAAACACUAAAGCCUGCACCUGCACCCGCCCUUUCUGGAUGAGACUGAGGACCCCUGCUUCACAGGGCCACUCCACCAGAGUUAGGAGGCCAACCUCGGGUCCCAGGAAGGAGGAGUUACUUUCUCUCUCUCGCCUGUGAUGUCACUGCACCCAUGGGGGAUUUCAAGAGUGACAUCUCUUUCUGUUUAGGGUUUGUUUUUAAGUGACACCACCGUCUCUGUACUUUUAAAAAUUAUUAUUUGAAAGUGAAACCACUGUCUCUGACAGGCGUUUUUGUUUUGAAGUGGCAUCACUGUCUCUAUAAGUUUGUAAGAAUCACUGUUCUUCAUCUUUAUAUUAGGUUUGGAUGUACUGUUGUCUGGCUAUUUAUCGAUUAACUCGAUUAUUAAUAAUGAUUAAUACUGAUUCUUUUUACAGAUUAUUCAUUACGUUUUUUUAGUCAAUUACGUGUUAUUAUUAAUCUGUUUCUUAUUGUUUCAUGGUGAAAAUGCCAUUAUUUGAAAUCGGCCAUUUUAUUUUUGUUAAAAAUAUGUAAUUGUUAUACAUUAGAUAUAAUAGGUUGUUUAUGAAUUUCUGCACUAAAAAAAUGCUUUCUGUAUUGUAGCACUAUGAGAAAAUUCUCUCUGAAUUUCUUCUCUGGAACAAUGUAAGGGAACUAGAGAAAUGCACAUCUUAAUUAAAACAUGUUUAAGAUUUAAUGUUUCAUAUUUCCUUUUGAUGUAUUUUAUACAGAAAUAAAAAGUACACAAAUAAUUAAUUAAAUGAAUAAAUAAAGCACUGAACUAUUUGUUUGUAGAAAGAAAUCUCUCUCCGUAGGUUGUGAACCUCCAGAUGCCAUGUUCUCUCCUUUCUUUUUAUUUCCUCAUUUUCUCCACAAGAGUUUUU
Anguilla rostrata (American eel) is the source of this 3805-nucleotide messenger RNA. RefSeq lists its product as uncharacterized. Gene Ontology annotation, biological process: cell surface receptor signaling pathway. Gene Ontology annotation, cellular component: plasma membrane. The coding region runs from base 1336 to 2679 and encodes 447 amino acids. Gene Ontology annotation, molecular function: transmembrane signaling receptor activity. The record is from RefSeq and is a predicted model, not a curated record. NCBI's taxonomy places the organism in Eukaryota, Metazoa, Chordata, Actinopteri, Anguilliformes, Anguillidae. The transcript is spliced from 9 exons.